Cornus florida is the source of this 1919-nucleotide messenger RNA. Its product is annotated as UPF0496 protein At4g34320-like. Lineage: Eukaryota; Viridiplantae; Streptophyta; Magnoliopsida; Cornales; Cornaceae. The record is from RefSeq and is a predicted model, not a curated record. Bases 614 to 1735 code for a protein of 373 amino acids. The transcript has a single exon.
UUUCUCAUGCGUGCAAGCUAUUCCCAAAACCUUCAACCCCCCCACCACAUUUCUUUGGUCCUUAACGGUUUUAAUUCCCUGUAAGUCUCUUCAUUCCUUUUCAGCCUCAAUCUCAAUCUCUCCCCCUCUAGCUAAAUCUCUACCUCAUCAUCAACUUUAUUUUGGUAUAAUCACUUUCCCACCUGGCAACACAAACAAUCCCAUCAUAUUUAUACACAAUCUUGUCUGUUUCUAGGGUUUAUACUUCUGUUCAUCUUCAAAGCCUUCAAGUUCGACUCAUUUAUUUAUUAUUAUUAUUAUUUUUGAGUUGAUUUGUGAAGAAAUCGAAGUAUUAAUCUUUUCGAUUUCUGGGUAUAUUGAAAUUUAUGAUUUUUAGUGAAAUCCAGUGAUUUUCUAGGUUCUCUGUGGUAGUGAAAUCUGUGAAAAUAGUAUAAAUUCCUUACAAUCUCUGGUUUUCAUAGGUUUGUUGAUGUGGGUUUGAUCUAUUUCAUUUAUAUUUUCUAUCAAGUAGCUGGGAUUGCAUGUGAACAAGGUUUUGCAUUUACAAGGUUCCAAAUUGAAGUUUGAUCUUGUGUUUCUUUGUGGUUUGUGAAUUGGAUCUGAUUGAAAAGCGAUGGGUGGGCACAAUAGCAAGAAGAUCACUGAGACUUCAACAACAAUGAAUUUCAGCAAUAACAUUCAGUACACAACGGAGCUCAACUCCUACGAAGCCGCGUGCAGGGUCGACACAGACCUGCAGUCAUUCGACACAACCCUCCAAGCUCGAACGAAUAAUGUCAUCAACACACUUGCUGUUGGGGUUGAAGUCCGGGCACUUUCAUUUGAUUCUCUAAAAGAAGUCACGGGAUGCCUUUUGGAGAUGAACCAGGAGGUAGUGAAGGUGAUCCUAGAUUGCAAGAAAGACAUAUGGAAAAACCAAGAAUUGUUCGAGCUCGUUGAGGAGUACUUCGAGAACAGCUUGCAGACCCUAGAUUUCUGCACUGCGUUGGAGAAAUGUCUAAAGCGUGCUCGCGACAGCCAGUUGCUUAUUCUUGUCGCGCUACAGAACUUUGAGGAGGAGGAGGAGAGUGAAGGAGAUAGGUACAUGAAGACGCUGGAGGAGUUGAAGAAUUUUAAGGAUGCUGGUGAUCCUUUCACUGAAGAGUUCUACCAAAUCUUUCAGUCUGUUUAUAGGCAGCAAAUGUCGAUGCUUGAGAAAUUGCAGCUUAAAAAGAACAAGCUUGACAAGAAGCUCAAGUACAUUCAUGCUUGGAGGAAGGUGUCGAGUAUAAUCUUCGUGGCUACGUUUGCAACUGUGUUGAUUUGCUCGGUUGUGGCAGCAGCCAUGGCCGCUCCACCUGUUGCAGCUGCGCUUGCUGCUGCAACUUCGAUCCCAUUGGGCACAAUGGGGAAGUGGAUUGACUCUCUGAUGAAGAACUAUGAGAAAGCUGUGAAAGGACAGAAGGAGAUCAUUAGCUCUAUGCAAGUGGGGACUUAUAUUGCUAUCAAGGACUUGGACAACAUCAGAGUACUCACCAACCGGUUGGAGAUUGAUAUUGAAUCGCUCUUGCACAACGCUGAUUUCGCGAUUACUGAAGAGGCUGUGAAGAUUGGGAUAGAGGAGAUAAAGAAGAAGCUGGGAGUGUUCAUGAAGAAUGUUGAGGAUUUGGGUGUGCAAGCUGAUAUGUGCAGCCGGGAUAUUCGUAGGGCGAGGACUGUGGUUCUGCAGAGGAUCAUAAAACCCCCUCAGAAUUAGAAGACGAUCCUUGGUAUUCCCAAUCAAAUACUGUUCUUAUGCAGGAAAAUUAAUGUUGUUGUCAAGAAUAAUGAGAGACUGGGCAUUUAAAUUCUUGGCCUUCUAGUAGUGCCUAGGCAUGGAAAGUUCUAGUUUCUAGUAUAUCCUUCAUAUUUUUUAAUACAAUCAAUCAUUCUUUAUGGAA